Messenger RNA from Gavialis gangeticus (Gharial), 1575 nucleotides. RefSeq names its product leucine rich repeat containing 6 (gene DNAAF11). NCBI's taxonomy places the organism in Eukaryota, Metazoa, Chordata, Crocodylia, Gavialidae. The record is from RefSeq and is a predicted model, not a curated record. Gene Ontology annotation, cellular component: cytoplasm. Gene Ontology annotation, biological process: outer dynein arm assembly. The transcript has 13 exons. Gene Ontology annotation, molecular function: protein binding. The coding region runs from base 1 to 1434 and encodes 477 amino acids.
AUGACCAACCAUGGGGUCACUGAAGAUCUUGUUCGACGACGUGCAGAGCAUAACAACUGUGAAAUUUUUUCACUGGAAGAAAUCACCUUGCAUCAACAGGAAAUAGAGAAAAUAGAAUACCUUGAUAAAUGGUGCAGAGACUUAAAAAUCCUCUAUCUUCAAAAUAAUUUAAUUCCAAAAAUUGAAAAUGUUAGCAAACUAAAGAAGCUUGAAUAUUUAAAUUUAGCUUUGAACAACAUUGAAAAGAUUGAAAAUUUGGAAGGAUGUGAAGAACUGCAGAAACUUGACCUGACAGCAAAUUUCAUUGGAGAACUGUCCAGUAUUGAAGUCUUAAAACACAACAUGCAUCUUAAAGAGCUCUUUCUGAUGGGGAACCCGUGCACUGAGUUUGAAGGAUACAGACAGUUUGUGGUAGCAACUCUUCCUCAGCUAAAAUACCUGGACAGUAAAGAAAUAGAACGUUCUGAAAGGAUCCAGGCAUUGCAGAACUAUGCCGAAAUAAAGAAGAAAAUCAGAGAGCAGGAACAGGCUUACUGCCUCAAAAGGGCCAGAGAAAAAGAAGAGGUUGCACAAAAAAUACAAGAGAAGCAGAAGAAAAAAAAAGACGAACCUAACCCUGGAUUUGAUAGAUGCUGGUACACAGACAUUAACAACACCAUGCCAGACCCUCUACAGGACAAAGAAAACCAGCAGCACACAGAAGAAGAAAAUGAGUAUCAGCACUGGGGAGCAGAUGAAGACAAUGAAGAGGACAGAGCAUUUUGGGAAGAGCCCACACCAUAUACUCCAGAGUCAAGAUUAGAAACUCACAGAUAUAUUGAAGAAAAACGUAGAGCUAAAGAAGAUCUAAGGGGACACAAGAAGAAAGAAAAGCCACCUAGGACUUUGAUCACCACAGAAGGAAAAGUUCUGAAUAUAAAUGAACCAAAGCUUCAUUUCUCUUUGAAAGAUGAUGAAGAAAACAACCAAUUCAUCCUAGAUCUUGCUGUUUACAGGCAUAUGGACACUUCUCUUAUUGACGUUGAUGUUCAGCCAACUUAUAUCCGAGUUAUGGUGAAGGGCAAGCCAUUUCAACUUGUGCUUCCAGUAGAAGUGAAACCAGAUAGUAGCUCUGCAAAGAGAUCACAAACAACUGGGCAUUUAGUUAUCAAUAUGCCAAAGGCUAAAGAAAUAAUUAUGGCUAACCGAAAAGCACCCACUUCAGCUAAACCUUCUGACAGCAACAAAUCACAAACAAAUACAAGAAGAAGACAGCGAGUUGAGCGACUAGAAGUGGAUCCUAACAAAUACUCAUUCCCCGAUGUAGCAAACAUAGUCCAAGAAAAGGAGCGAACUGGACAAGGUCCUAUUAGGCUUCAACAACAAAAGGCAGUAGAGCCUGAGAAGAGUUAUACUGACUCGGUGGACGGCGAAGAUGUUCCUCCCUUAAUUUGAAAUGUACUGAGAGGUUUUCACAUUCUGUAACCUGCAUUGCCUCUGAGUUAGCCUCAGCAGCUUUCUUGACUCACACAAUAGAGGAUCUACGUAUAUAAUAACCUUAUUGUCUACUGAAAUUAAAAAAUAUUUGUUAUUGCU